Musa acuminata subsp. malaccensis (wild Malaysian banana) is the source of this 641-nucleotide messenger RNA. RefSeq lists its product as uncharacterized. The record is from RefSeq and is a predicted model, not a curated record. Lineage: Eukaryota; Viridiplantae; Streptophyta; Magnoliopsida; Zingiberales; Musaceae.
AAGUGUCUUUCUCAAUCCAGAACCCUCCUCUCGCUGUGCCUUGUUCCUCAAGACCACAAACAAGCCGAGCUUUCUUCAAUAAGAAUCAAAUCACGUUACAGCGAUCUCAUCUUCGUCGCCUCCUCAUCACCUGCUCGCUCUCCACAGGUGUAUAGGAAUUUUUCACUAGAUCCUUAAUCUCAAGAUGGAAGCACAAAAAAGUAAAUCCAAAGAGUCACCAUCAGUUGAUCCAGCCAUGGCCUCAUGUCGAAAGAAGAAAUCAGAUGAUGCCAGUUUCAUGGAGGAUCUGAGAGACCACAUUGAUGAAUUCAUUCAUGCUUCGAUGGAUGAGCAUAAGAGUUGCUUCAAGAAGACUAUUCAGAAGAUGUUUGGAAUGUCUAAGGUGGUUGCGCAGAGGGCUUCGGAAACUAAAGAAGUCGAAAGUUCUUUGCCACUUCAGACAACUGUGGCCCAGGAGGGUAUGUGAGACCAUGUUUCUGCUGUUUCCUGCACAAUUUAUAAGCUAGUCAUAUGCUACAGGGUAUGUUGGUAUGAAUAAGCAGUUGACAUUUUUGUUUUGCUUUGCUUUGCUUAUGUUGCUUAUAGUACCUGAUUGCACUCUCAAACAUGUUUAGGUGAUAUAUGUAAUCUUCAUGUUUUCG